AAAUACCGAGAUUAUCAUAUGUAAAAGUGUGGUAGGAACGUUACAUUUCUGAAUUAUCUGUGUCUUCUCUCAAAGAACUGUGACAUCAUUAUAAGAUUCCAGAAUUUUGAAAAUGAUUGUGAAAUCAUGAUGUGGCAAAAGGAUGUUUCGUCAUCUCAGAACACUACAGGAGACAAGUCUAACAAUGACGAUGAACUGAGUGAGGCGGAGAUGCCAGACGAGGACAGCGAAGACACUCUAUCCAGACUUCCGGUGGAGGAUGUGGGAGACCCGGAGGUCCUCGCCAGGCUCAAACAGCAGGAACGAGAGGAACGCGAGGAGAUAGAACGGGAGCUGAAGGCCCACGCUCAGUCACAGUCACACCACCAGCCUCCAUCCCCCCGCAAGAGCCCCCGGGAGCAUGGUGUCACCCCAUCGGCCAACCCCAUGGUCCCACCUGCCUUUUCCUUGCCACUGUCCUUCCCUUUCCAUCAUCCGACGUCCGCGUUCAUGCCGCCCAUCAGCUCCGCCAACUCAGCACCGCCUCCCAUAGUCGCCGCCACUCACACGUUCCCGCCGCCGCCGGCGGCAGCAGCUGCAGCAGUCGCCGCCCUGCAGAAUUCCAUCAACGCGGGGUCACCGCGUUCUUCCGAGUCGCCCUCACCGUCACAGCAACAGCAGACGUGGAGCUUCGAGGAGCAGUUCAAACAGGUGCGGCAGCUGUACGAGAUCAACGACGAUCCCAGAAGAAAGGAAUUCUUGGACGACCUGUUCAGUUUCAUGCAGAAGCGAGGGACGCCUAUCAAUCGGUUGCCCAUAAUGGCGAAGUCCGUCUUAGAUCUAUAUGAGCUGUACAAUCUAGUCAUUGCCCGUGGCGGUCUCGUUGACGUCAUCAACAAGAAGCUAUGGCAAGAAAUCAUCAAAGGACUGCAUCUUCCUUCAUCCAUCACAUCAGCCGCUUUCACUCUAAGGACACAGUACAUGAAGUACUUGUACCCGUAUGAGUGCGAGAAGCGACAACUGAGCACGCCUGAGGAACUACAGGUAGCCAUUGAAGGAAACAGGCGUGAGGGGCGUCGUAGUAGUUAUGGUACUUACUCAGAGAUGGUACAACGGAGUCCACUGCCUAACCUGCCGCCCACACACCCCUCACAGAUGUCGCCCCUCAGCCUUGUGACAAGCGGAAGGCCUGCCAUGAAUGGCAACUCAAAUCAUCAUCAUCACCACCCAUCACAUCCACAACCACAUGGACAGCCCCUGGGAGCAGGUCAUAUUCCUGGAAUGGCUCCAUCAGAGUUUGAGGCCAGGAUGAUGGUGGAUUAUGUCAAAUUUCUUCGCAAGGAACUUGGUGGUUCGACACCUCCUGGCAAUGGAAGCAGUAACAGGCAAGGAUCGAGCUCACCCCCGUCCUCAACGUCACCUCACGAAUCUGCCCUAAAUGCUCUGGGCAUGUCCCGGCUUACGUUGUGGAACCUGUGUAACAAUAACACAUCAGUGGCACCUCCCUCUCAGGAGCCGCAGAAGGAAGCCCUGAACCUGGAAGUGCGGGAACAACAAGCACGGGCACUUCAGGACUCCAUUGUGAAGAGGGAGAGCGAAGAGCCUCUGGGACCUCCGCCUCCCAAGAGGAUACUGUCGUCAGAGGAAGACAAUAUGAAGGUGCACAGUGGAGUUGCAGGCACACACAUAAAGAUUGCCAGUAGAGCUGUGGUCUUCCUUAGGAACCUUUCUAGUACUGCAUAA
Zootermopsis nevadensis is the source of this 1722-nucleotide messenger RNA. The record is from RefSeq and is a predicted model, not a curated record. NCBI's taxonomy places the organism in Eukaryota, Metazoa, Arthropoda, Insecta, Blattodea, Termopsidae.